Aspergillus sclerotioniger CBS 115572 is the source of this 619-nucleotide messenger RNA. RefSeq lists its product as uncharacterized. Lineage: Eukaryota; Fungi; Ascomycota; Eurotiomycetes; Eurotiales; Aspergillaceae. The record is from RefSeq and is a predicted model, not a curated record. The coding region runs from base 193 to 420 and encodes 75 amino acids. The transcript is spliced from 2 exons.
GUUAUCACAUCAAUUAGCUUUCGUGCAGCCAUACCGGAAUCCUCAACACACUACUCCAUCGCACUACCACAACGCUUGACAAGACCAUCUCUCAAUCAUUCACACACAACCCCGGAUAUCUCUGGGUCGAUUCUACUCCGUUGCGAUUGUUACUCGUGAGGCACAAGACUAUUUCCAGGCGCCAUAUACACAAUGGGUUUCAUCGAGAAGUUGCAAGCAAAGAUUGAGCUCUACCGGCUGGAGCAGCGUUAUGCCCGUCGCAAACACCGCAGCACGUUCUCAGGGGUCACAUACGUCGAUGGGGAAUACGUCUAUGUCAACGGAUCGAACUCCUCUUCAGGGACCGUCUCCAAGCACUCAACAGGUAGCUACUGGAAGCCCCCUACGUGGGGCUUGUCCGGCGACUCGCGCUGGCGGUGACGUACUUUCGCGAUUCUUUUAAGCGCUGUCCUUUUCGUUUUGCUCGACUAUUGAUCCUCCGCAUUAUGUCCAUGUCGAGGAUGCGACGACCUGACCUUGUUCCAUUCAUGGGUGAAGAAAGUGAACGCGAAAAGUUCAUGUUAUCUUUCUCUACUUCCCUUCUUCGGUUCUCCUUAUCGGACGUCGAAUUCGGCCGCGA